AGCAUUUUCGUUUUACUUCCGGAGGGUUCCACCUCCCUUUCCUCCCCCCUUUCUCUCCAGAGAGGAGGGGAAGAAAAACAGAGGAGGCCGCUGGGUUGGGAGCACGCUGGGCCUGGCCCAGGCUGCUGGCUCUCCUGCUGUCUCCAACCCCCACGCGCCGGAGCGGUGUACACAACUUAAAAUACAACAUUUCGAAAGAAGGAACUUCUCAAAAUGAGAGGAUCAAGGAAACUAUGAAAGGCAAGAAAGUUUCCUUUUAAAAGACAGAAGUCUUGCCCAGACGAAAACAAAAAAGAGCACAAACUCUAGCAAAAGACAUGUAUAUUAAUAAGGCAAGUGAAGAAAACUUGAGGUCAACGGAUACAUGUUCACGUUCAGCAUAGAAGAGCAUGUUCCCAAAUUCUUCCAACUUGGGUCGUCCACCCUUCCCUCUAGAACGCCAACAAUACAACUUCUUCAGUAAUCUUCCAGUGAACAUACCUCCUGUUCUUCUUUUUCACCAGCAAAUUAUUGAUCAUCCCCAGUUCCCAAGCACAACAGCUCUGUUGGGUGGUAGUCUUUCGACCAUCCCAGCUGUUUCACCACCACCUUUUGCCUAUAGAAAUGGCAGCCCAGUGCAUUCAUCAUCUGCACCUGCAUCAUUCCGAGGCAGAAAGAGGCUGAAAGAGCAGGAUGUUCAUUAUGAAGUGAAGCGCCAGCGAUUUCAUUCACCUCAUCGGGAGUCAACUUCAGCUAACCAUGCAGUGCCUUUACCAGAAGAUCACAGGCGUUCAUUCCCUGGGUCAAUUUCUUCGCCAUUAUAUCAAGCACAUUACAGCUCAGAUUUGACUGGAUGUGUGCCACCCUUACAAGAAGCUUCAUUUCCUGACCCCAUAGAAAUUGCGCUCCCUGUGGCCAAAGAUAAGCUAAGUCAGCAAGUACUGGAGUUAUUUCAAGCGUGUCAACAGCAGUCUUUUGACUUGAACAAAAAAGAGCUUUGCCGAACACAACUCCAAAGGGAAAUUCAGCAGAUCUUUCCAAAUAGUAGAUUGUUUUUGGUUGGAUCUUCACUGAAUGGAUUUGGUACCCGUAGCAGUGAUGGUGACUUGUGCCUGGUGGUUAAAGAGGAGCCAAUAAAUCAAAAGACUGAAGCAAGACACAUACUCAGCUUACUCCAAAAACACUUCUGUAGGAAGCUUUCAAGCUACAUUGAGAGACCUCAACUGAUUCGAGCAAAAGUGCCAAUAGUGAAGUUCAGGGACAAAGUCAGCUGUGUGGAGUUUGACUUGAAUGUAAACAAUGUUGUAGGAAUAAGAAAUACAUUCCUUCUCAGAACCUAUGCAUACAUUGAGAGUCGCGUUCGUCCACUAGUGCUGGUUGUAAAGAAGUGGGCGAGCUUUCGUGGCAUAAAUGAUGCCAGUCGAGGCACUUUAAGCAGCUAUAGUCUUGUGUUGAUGGUUUUGCACUAUUUACAAACCCUACCUGAACCUAUCCUUCCAUCCCUCCAAAAAAAUUACCCAGAAUCCUUUGAUCCUUCUAUGCAGCUGCACCUUGUGCACCAAGCCCCAUGCACCAUUCCUCCUUACCUAUCAAAAAAUGAAUCAACUCUUGGAGACCUGUUGCUGGGCUUCCUGAAAUAUUAUGCUACAGAAUUUGACUGGAGGGGUCAGAUGAUCUCAGUUCGUGAAGCCAAAGCCAUUCCAAGACCUGAUGGUGUUGAAUGGAGAAACAAGUUCAUUUGCGUAGAAGAACCCUUUGACCGAACAAAUACUGCUAGAGCAGUACAUGAAAAACAGAAGUUUGACAUAAUCAUAGAUGAGUUUUGCAAGUCAUGGCAGAGACUGAGAGACAGGAGGGACUUGAACUGUAUACUACCUUUAAGAGCAACUAUACAGAAAAGAUAACUGGCUUCCUUCUUAAAUGGACCCUUCAGAAUUAUGCGAUACAAAGGACAUCAAAACCCCAAGAUGCAGUUUUUCGCCCUGCCCUGCACUUUUUUAAAGAGAGAUUUUUCUUUCAAGCUUUUGUUAAAGAAACUUUUGUAAUAAUUUAAACAAGCAACCUUUAUGACAUUCAAUAAUCUUGUGAAGACCGUUCUCUAAAACAGCUUGAAUCAGUGACCAAUAAAGAGACUGCUAUAAUACACAUUUGCAAAUCUGUCAGGAGUUUAUUGAUUUGUUGUUAACAUAAAUUGUAGUGGUUGACCCAACCACACUGAAAUACAAAGAUGAAGAGUUAUGUAAUGUUCAGCAGCCUGGCUGUGAGAGAGAAUAGCACAGAGUGCACAUUUCCUUAAGAGUAAGUAGCUCCUGCUUUACAAUUGCUAAAUACAAAAUGCACUUUGGUUCAAUUUGGCCCCUUCGUUUCUAAUGUGUUUGUAACAAACAACUACUUCUUUGCAAAAUAACUAGGUCCUUAGUCAUGCUGUUGAUCUGGCCUAGUUCUCACUGAGAUGGUACACCCAAGUCUGGGCUGUACUACUUCAGAGAGCAGGUGGAGGUUUGCAUGAAUUCCAUAUAAGGAAUUCCAUGCACUUACAACAUUGGAUGUUGGAGAAAGCCUAGGCUAGAACCUUUCUUCUUGACCCUUCAUUUUCCUUGUAUAGGGAUCUUUCUUUGUAUAGAGGAGCAGUCAGUCAUGUGAGCCCCCACCAGUAGUCUGAAAUGGCACAGCCCAAAGGAUCAGUACCAUGAUAAGAACUUCUGACUACUGGGAAUUAUAAUCUCAACUGGAAAUCUAAGGCAGCAGAGCUGCUUCAAGGCAGUAGGUCUCCCCAACUUUUGACAUACCAAACCAAGCACAGCCUGCCAGCCGCAUUAAGCAGUUCACCAAGAGCUUGAUAAGCCUUGUGUGUGUUCUGCCUACUUAGGGUUGCAAAAACAGGAGAUAGUUGGGCAUUUUCCAUGCCGUAAUGUGUCGCUUUUGGGCUGUUUUCAGCUUGAGGUACAGGCUGUGCAGCCCCGAUCCAUGGCAAGCCCCGAUCCAUGGCAAACGUAGCAAAGGCUUAAUAGGCUUCACUUCAGCCCAGGGACAGCUUCACACGUUACAAUGAGGUAGGGGGAGAGGAAGUGCAAGUGACACUUUGUGCUUCCCCUUGCAGCACUUCCUGUAUACUCCGUAAAAUAAACUUGCAAUGGCAGUAUUUCUGCUUUUAGACUUUGCCCCUGUCCCCCCAGGUCCCUGCACCAGGAUAGCAGUGUCAGGAAGUGCAGCCUCCUUGUAUUUUCUCUCCAACGCUUGUGCUUUGUAAGGUGUGAAACCACCCUAGGUCAGGACCCUCUUUGUACAAGUUCCUUUCGAUAUAAAGUAGUAAUGAUGACUGCUUAAAAAUAGCUGCUACGAUAAGCCCAGUUUUUAUUUUAUUUUUGUUUCUGUUUUUGUGUAUAUAUUUGUAAAUUGGUCAGCUGCUAUAUUAAUUGAGAUUUAAAAAAUCUUGAAAAUUUUAACCUUUUUCAAGAAGUAUGGGACUUCUUUUAGAUCUGCUGUAGCACAAUUUGUGCCUCUCAUAUUUAUUGCAGACCAAUUCAUAUGUUAAGCAUUACUUUUCACUGAUGUCAACUUUGGUUUUUUCCUCUUUAAGUUUAAUAUUUUUAUUGUGUCAAGUUGAAUAAAGUUUCUGUAUAAAAAAAAUAAAGUUACCAUUUUGUA
Molecule: messenger RNA, 3627 nt
Organism: Hemicordylus capensis (graceful crag lizard)
Lineage: Eukaryota; Metazoa; Chordata; Lepidosauria; Squamata; Cordylidae
Gene: TENT2
Product: terminal nucleotidyltransferase 2
Exons: 16
Coding region: 390-1883 (497 amino acids)
Cellular component (GO): cytosol
Molecular function (GO): poly(A) RNA polymerase activity
Source: RefSeq, a predicted model, not a curated record